GGUUUAAUCCUAGAUGGUAUGAAACUUGCUCCUUUAAACUGAGAGUGCCAGAACUGGCUCUGGUGAGGUUUACAGUCAAGGAUGAAGAUUGGGGAAUAGAUGAUUUUAUCGGGUACUACUGUUUGCCUGUCUCCAGCAUUCAAGAAGGUGAGUUUAUUAUUGGUUCCCUGGAAUCAGUAGAACACACAAUCAGUAGCUGUGUCAUA
This is a messenger RNA of Lymnaea stagnalis (great pond snail), 206 nucleotides long. NCBI's taxonomy places the organism in Eukaryota, Metazoa, Mollusca, Gastropoda, Lymnaeidae. The record is from the annotation of a GenBank genome assembly.